UUUUAUAAAUAAAACAUUUUCUUUUUGACAUUUUUGGAGGUAAACCCCCUAACACCACCCCAGCUUUCGCGACUGGUGCACGGAAAUCUUCUUGGACCGUGCACUAAAUCAGUGCCACUAAUCCCAUGUGUAGAUUAUCACGAUCGCGCACGGCCACGGUAAACGCGUAAUCCGAUAGUUGUAACCGUCGCGGACCGCAAGAACGCGCGCACGGUCAAUUCGAGACGAUAAUAGCAGCUCCGGCACACCGUACCGUACGUCGUUAUCACAUCGCGAUCGAUCGGUACCUGAUUUGUUUACAUAAUUUCCGACACACCAGUUACGUCUUCUCCGUGACUUCCGUUCCCGCACUGUCAGUAGUGGUGCCUGUUGCCGUAUUACCGUUCGUCCUUCUGCGAUUUCUAUAGACGUUUUCUGCGGCCGUCCAUCGUGCUGUGACCAUUGUCUUCGUGAAACACCCAAGUAGUACGCACCGUGCCGGCGAAAUGACGAAAAGCAUCCAAUCGGAAGGGGUGGACGAAGUUUUCAAAGCGAUAUUCGUCAACGACUUUGAUCGGCUGCAGAAGAUCUACGCCAACCAUAACCUUGGUACGGACAUACUGGACGAGCAUGGCAUGACGCCGUUACAGCACGCCGCGUACAAGGGCAAUGAGCAAAUCGUCCGUUGGUUGUUGGACCGGGGCGCCGACGUCAAUUCUGGAAAGCACAAGUACAAGUACACCGCAUUGCAUUUCGCCGCCCUGAGUGGCAAUCCUGCUGUGUGCAGCUUACUGCUAGCUGCCGGUGCCAAAAGCGAGCUGACCAACACUGUAGGUCGUAACGCAUCUCAAAUGGGAGCCUUUGUCGGUAAUCACAACUGUGUGGCAGUCAUUAGUAAUUAUGUACCCGAAGAAGAAGUUAUGUGUUAUACAUUAUCAGAAACUAUUAAUGGUGAACCACAGUUACCUUUAGCAUUGGCUAAACCUGUUCAUAAAUUCAUUAUGAUGACCAACAUCCAUCCGGUAAAAGUUGCACUGGAAAUACCUCCCGUUUUUCUGGUGGACGACAAUGCGUCAACAAUUUAUAAAGUGUUAAAUUUGAUGUCGGCACGUGAAAUAAAAAAACAAAUGGAAUCUAAUGAAGUGAUGGCCUUUAAAUUUCAUUAUUUAGCUAGCAUUCUAAUUGAAAUUGCUAAACACCACAACGUGAAAAAUGAAAAACAAUCAGAUCCUAAAGAAUUUUUCAUUAAGAAAAUAUUGAAAAAUGAAAAUUACUUAGAACAGUUUCUUAUGGAUUCCAUUAGAAUGUUCCCUUACAGAGAUUGUACAAUUUUUAGACAGAUAGUAGCCAGUCUGACACGAGGUAAAGAUAGCAUGUCAGCUCUCAAUGUUAUAUUAGUGAUGAUUGGAAAUAGACAUGGUAUGGGUGUAGAUUCAUUUGGUGAAGAACGUGUCUGUGCUACGUGUGCUGAAAAUAAUGCUACCAAAAAAUGUGCUAAGUGCAAAGCCGUACAAUAUUGUAAUCGUGAAUGUCAACGCAUUCAUUGGUUUGUUCACAAAAAAGAAUGUAAUAGGGAAGCUGGUAACAAUGGAUCUUUGCAACCAUCGGUGGACAGUACACAUGUAGCAGAGAGUUUAUCCAAUAUAGGAAUUAAGUAAACUAUUUAGAGAACAACCCUAUGUUGUAAUAUACUUUACAAAUAUGUAUGUUAUCGAUAUAUUGUUAAGCAGCAUUUAAAUUUUAAAUUUAAAUCAACUUAUUUGUAGAACAUUUUAUUCAGUAAUUAAAAAAUGUGUCAUUUCAUAUUGUAUGUUAAUUGAGUAUUAAAAAUCAUUGAUCACAAUAAUUUCAUUAAGACAGACUAUAAACAUCACCAUUAUAACCAUAUAUUAGUCCAUAUUUAAGUUAAUAUAUUUUAAAAUGUGUACUUCUUAAUAAAUAAAAUAAUUUAGUUAUACAAACAUUUUAGUUUCCAUAUUACUGAAUCAAAUUUUAGCUUAUACAAAUUAUGUUUAAUUUAAUAAUACCAUUGAUUAUAAUUGUACAACAAUAUAUUGUUAUACCUUCAAAUUAA
This is a messenger RNA of Sipha flava (yellow sugarcane aphid), 2053 nucleotides long. RefSeq names its product ankyrin repeat and MYND domain-containing protein 2. NCBI's taxonomy places the organism in Eukaryota, Metazoa, Arthropoda, Insecta, Hemiptera, Aphididae. The transcript has 6 exons. The record is from RefSeq and is a predicted model, not a curated record. Gene Ontology annotation, molecular function: protein binding. The coding region runs from base 486 to 1637 and encodes 383 amino acids.